AUGUCAGAUCUAGAUACAGUCUCUCUCAAUGCACUGUCACUUGGUGCACACAUUACUGGGCGAUUAGAGAAGGAAAGUGACAUCGCACUCUUCCAAGGAAUUCCAUAUGCAACUGUGAACAAGCGCUGGACGCACAGCGAGACCCGCCACUCACUCGACAAAGACUUCGAUGCAACAAAACAUGGAUAUCGCUGUUCUCAGCCCAAUCGCACCGUCCUAGUCACUGGCGGAACACCCGACCCCUCCCCCGGCGAUGACGAAUUUAGAUGUCUCAAUUUGAAUAUUGCAGUUCCAACGACAGCGUUGAACAAUACAACCUCUAAGCCACUUCCUGUCCUGGUCUGGAUUCAUGGGGGUGGAUUUGCCUUUGGUGCCAAUUCUGUCGCGAGGUAUCGCCCACAGGCACUACUUAACCACGCUCGCGAGAAUGGAACGCCUGUUAUUUUGGUUUCGAUCAACUACCGACUCGGUCACAUUGGAUUUGCGGCUUCGCAGGAUCUAGAUGAUGAAUUGGAUGGUGGUUCGAGAUCUCACCCUGUAGGUAGCUUCGGGCUCAUCGAUCAGCGGAACGGCUUGGAAUGGGUUAAUAAGCACAUUGCUGACUUUGGCGGUGAUCCAUCUAAUAUUACUGCAUUUGGAGUCAGUGCUGGGAGCAUGAGUAUUCAUCUGCAUUUGGUGGCUGGUCACAAUUUGUUCGAUCGGGCCAUCUUGAUGUCUGGUUCUGGACCCAUUUUAAGCCCAUUGCAGAAGGAUCUGUUCCAGAGAGAAUGGGAUCGACUAUGUCAGAGAACUGGUGUCCAGGCAUCUACUUCCUCAGAUAGACUAGCCCAGCUCCGUGCACUCAGUGUGCAGGAUAUCUUAAAUAACACCGGUUCAGCAGCCAUGGGUCCCGUCGCGGAUGGCAAGCUUCUAUCCCUAGGCUGGAAGUACGAAGACAGCGUCACCGACACAAGAUGCAAAGAGAUUAUCCUUGGCGAUACGUCAGUCGAAGGAAUAAUCUUCGACGGCCGCUUGAAAAAGCUACCGCAAGCUCUCUUCCACAAACGUAUCGACGAGGCAUUUUCACCACAGGUAGCUGGAGAGCUCUACGCCCGAUUUGGAUUCACUCGUGAACCACAAUCAGAAGAAGACUUUCGUAAAGCAUUCAGACUGUUCAUCGGGAACACUUUGUUCAAUUACCACAACGUCGGUAUUGCCAAUGCCUCUAUCAAUUCUGACGUCUGGAGAGAUCACGUCUAUUUAUACCACUGGGAUGAGCCAUCUCCAUUCCCAGGCCCAGCUCAGGGCCUAUCCUAUCACGGUCUGUGUGCUAUUUUGAUGCACCUGAACGAGCUUUCAAAUUGUCCCCCUGAAACGCAGAAGGUCGCUUUGGAGUCUGCGAAGAUUUGGGCGGCUUUUGCACAUGGGAAGCAGCCCUGGGAGCCAUAUUCCCAAUCUCGGAAAUUUAUGCGCUUUGGUCCAUUGGGUGAAUCUAGUUUACAGAGCUUUGCUAGUGAUACUGCUAGGGACUAUGGAUUCCAGGAUUGGCUCGGGGCUCAUAUUUAUGAGGUUGGGCCAUUUGUGAGGAAUCUUAUUGUCAACCUUGAGAUAGAUGAUUAG
Molecule: messenger RNA, 1599 nt
Organism: Penicillium taxi
Lineage: Eukaryota; Fungi; Ascomycota; Eurotiomycetes; Eurotiales; Aspergillaceae
Exons: 2
Coding region: 1-1599 (532 amino acids)
Source: RefSeq, a predicted model, not a curated record